AUGGAUAUCCUUUGCCCCAUUGUUUCCAAUAUCAAAGCACGCAGGGACCUGGCAAUGCUAGUACGGACUCACCCGGUGUUCUAUGACCUAGUCAUCCCGCGACUCUACUCCCGCUUCGAGCUCAAUUGGCCAGGGGCGCUAGGGCAUCCUGAGAUUCGCGAGGAAUCCGGCUCCGAUGCAUUAACCCGGGGCUUGUCGACUCUCUGUAUCGGGAGCAGUUUUGCCCGUACCGUAAACAGGAGCCGUACCAUUCCCGGCGAGCAACAACAUCAACAGCAUAGGCUUCCGGACAACGACUUUGCCAAUGGUGAGCUGUUAAGUAUCCUCGUCGCUGGCGCCAUCCGCAAGAUGGUCAAUUUGGAGACCUUCGUCUGGGACAUACCAACCGGUGCCUCGUCUUGUAUCUUUGAGGCCUUGUCCUCGCUCGCCCACCAGCCCGGGAACGACUGUAAAUUAAGCAACGUAUGGGUGCGUUGUGACGACAAUACCAUGCGCCGGAGGCUAGCGGGCCUCCCGGGUCAUUCUGCGGUUUUCAAGAGAUUCAAUCCAGGUAUCCAUUCCAUGACCUAUCUUGGACACCUUCCAAGACCGCAUGAGGACCUCCCGCCCCCCGGGGGGCCAGUUCGCUACUCUGAAUACCAUUGCGAAUACCCGACCUUCAGCGUUCUCCCACCUCUCAAGAGGCUGACCGUCACCGAUGUUGACGAGCUAGGCUACUUGGACGAGAUGGCGACCUUCAUCGGACGCUCCAAGGAGACCCUGGAGGAACUCACUGUCCGCAUUUCUGAAAAGGCGUCAUUCCAACAUUUUGCGGAGCCGUAG
Messenger RNA from Dichotomopilus funicola, 822 nucleotides. RefSeq lists its product as uncharacterized. Lineage: Eukaryota; Fungi; Ascomycota; Sordariomycetes; Sordariales; Chaetomiaceae. The record is from RefSeq and is a predicted model, not a curated record. The transcript is spliced from 3 exons. The coding region runs from base 1 to 822 and encodes 273 amino acids.